CUGCUGAUGAUGCGUGAGCCCUCGAAUCCGUCAUUCGGGCACUCUAACAUUCUGCAUUCGACGCGCGUAUUCUCGGACAUCCGCGAUCGCCGUUCUGCACGUCGGUCGCGGGUGGAAUUUGCAGUCUUUUAGAUUAAUCUCGGAAACAUCAUCGUCGUCCGUAACGUGCGAUUCCGCGCGCCCCACCAGAUCCUUCUCAUUGUAAAUAAUCAUCGAAUUGUCAGGAGGGCUGUCCUCCAUCGACGAUGGCAUUUCGACGAUGUAUCUCCGUUGAGGACGCGUGAAAAGGUGGAGAAGGAUAAGAAGAAGGGGGAGGAGGAGUCGACGGGACGCGGACGUUCCUCGCCAGGUAGAGACACGCUGGCGGAGACUCGCAAGAACGACGGAAGUAUCGUCGUGACUGACGUCGUGGAGUCGAAUGUCGAAAGAUUGUGCGUGGACAUGGAUGAACACGAGAUACUUCUCCUUCCGCCUUUCUCGGGUGCGAAUAACAAGGAACGCGCCAGGAAGAAACUCUGGCGUAGCGCGGUAGAGAUAGUCGCAAGCGAUGACGAAGAUUCGGACGCGAACGAGCACGAGUGUGCUUUCUUUCCAGCUAAGCGACACUGCGCGCAGUUGUCCAAGGUCAAUGAAACUCGUUCGGAUGCGGAACAGCACACAAGUGGAAAUGCAGAAACAUCGGCCAGUACUGUAGGAAAUGUUGAUUAUGAUGAAAUUAUAUAUCGAAUACAAAUUGAGGAAAAACUGAAAUUGUGGCAGGCUUUCCAAGAGGAGGAAGGGUCCAUGGACAAUAACAUCAAUGAAAUUUUGGCUUACUAUAGGAUGAUGCAUCCACCUGAUUCUUUGGAAGAGGAGUCUGUUGGUUCCAGACUCCAUUUGUCAUAUAGAGGCAGUGAUAUGGAGGAUACAGCAGUAACAAUGGCGAUUCGUAAUCACGGCUUAGUCCAAUCGGCCGAGCUCGCCCUUCAGCCUCAUUAUUGUAAAUGUAUAGGUGUCGAUUGUUCCUUUUCGUCCAAAUGUAUGUACGAACUAGAGGACUUUCCUUAUGGAGCGGUUUAUAGCAAUGUAGAAACAGGAAGAUGCAAUUCGCUGGAUGCAGAUAAGGUAUAUGAGUGCGAUCAGCCAGAAGAUUUCUUGGAGCGCGCUGUAGGAGAAGCGAUCAAGAAGAAAGGUCUGAGUGCUCUGAGUGUAGAUUAUGGUUGAAUAAGUUGAUUAACGUCCGCUCUAAUUUCCUCGAUGUAUUUAUAUAAAGUAGCAUAAUACGCGCGUUCACACACACAUACAUACAUACAUACAUACAUACAACACAUCUACAUCUAUCUGUAAUUGUUGUGCUCUAUUGUGUAAACCUAAUCGUGACUUCGUUUUAUAGUUAAUUUUUGUCAUAUGACCGUCACAAUGUGUUCUCUACGAGCGAUAAUCUCGGAAAAUUUAUACUCAAAUACAUAUACAUAUAUAUACAUAUGCGCACGCGCGCGCGCGCACACACACACACACACACACACAUUCCGAUUGUACUCGCUUAUUUGAGAUGACUUAGGAUUGAUUUUAUUCAGUGAUGUGAAGUGAUGUUGAAUUAUUAUAGUUUUCCGUUCAUUAAUCUGUUUAAUAGCCAGCCAUAUAGUCAGGAUUGGGAAAGUUACUUUUUAAAAGUAACUGGUUACCAUUAUCAAAUAAAAAAAAA
This is a messenger RNA of Pogonomyrmex barbatus (red harvester ant), 1684 nucleotides long. RefSeq lists its product as uncharacterized. The record is from RefSeq and is a predicted model, not a curated record. Lineage: Eukaryota; Metazoa; Arthropoda; Insecta; Hymenoptera; Formicidae.